AUGCGUAGAUUUCAAGUGAGUUUCCAAGGGUCUUUGGCAUUGAUAUGAGUAGAACUUCUUUAGUUUGACAUGUUGCUAUAAGUAAAUUACAAUACUUUUUUCUUUCACAUUAGGUUAGGUAGGUAUUGGUAUUCUGUGUUCCAAUCCAGUGAAGCCUGUGAGCAUAUAUAUCAAGCUGGCCAAGAAUAUAUAGUGUGUAUGAUCUUCUAUAGACAUCUGCUAAUUAUAAUCCCUUUUUGUAUGAAGUAGUUACGUAUUAGGGCUAUGGAAUGACACCCUCAUGAAGGCAGGUAGGUGAUAUCAGACCGGUUCUUUCGUUCUGUAACAUAGCUUCAGGUAAAAUCUGUGCUUACACUUGUGUGUACAGACACCACCGCUCCCCCGACACCCCCAUGACGUAUAUGUAUGUGUAUUUGGGAGGGAGGAACAGGUUGAGAUGAGAGGAACAGUUCUCACGCUUGAAGUCAGUGUGCAUUUCUCAUUGUUAUUACAGACUUAAGGGAUAAGAAUCAUUCCGUAUACUUAGGAACAGGCUGUUAUGCUGCUUCCUUACUGCUAUAUCUAAGGGAUAUACCUAAUCAAAAGGAAUAGGAAUGUUUGGGGUUUAUUUUCUACCGAGGAGUUCUAGACACACAUUGACAGAGGACAAGACAGAUGUUGCAUAACUUCUGAGGAUUUGCCCGUUCUGUAACAGCAGUCUGCCUUCAGGAUUGCUUUGGGGCAGCUGCACGUGAGCUGCAGAGACAGCAGCUGAGACACAUUAACAGGUGCCUUGUCCUGCCCAGCGAGAUGCACCUGUGCACUGCGAACUCUGCCGGCCUCUGCCAGGGAAAUACUUGCAGUACAGGAAUUCCCAGGGAACUCGCAUGAGACAGCAUCCUCCAAGUGCAGUUUACUGUAAUUGAAAUACGUGAACAUAGUCUUGCUGAUGGUGCUAGCAUGGGAAUCGGGAUUUGCUGAAGGAGGUCCAUAGUAACUGCUAUAAUUAACCUAUUAUUAAAUUAGCAUGUUAAAAGAAAAAGAGAAAAUGUGAUGUUAAUAUUUAAACCCAUCACAUAAUCACAGUUAAAUGUCCAGCUCUGUAUUUUCCCAUCAGUAGCUAAAUGGCAGCACUGUUUUUUAUUCAGUGAAAACUGUAUUUCAACACAACAUUAAUAUUGAAGUACAAACUGAGGAUUUAAUUGAGCAGAAGAAAAAUUGUGACGUGUCUAAGUUGCAGCAUUUGGCCUUUAAAAACCAUUAGUAACUCAUCAGUGGUGGCAAUAGGAAAAAUAACGUGGUCAAAACAGUUUAGAGGCUUUUUGAUUUUCAUUUUUGCUUUAAAAUAAAAUUGAGUUUGACGAUGUCUGCAAAAAUGGUCCAAGUCCCCGAUGUUACAAAUAUUACUACUGCUCCCAUCGAGCAGAAAUGCUUGGAGGAGUAUUUUUGUAGCAGCUAAGCUAGGCGGUGUUUUCCUGUUGUAGACUCUCACCUGUGAAACAGAAAAGAGGUGUAGAGAAAAACUGCCAGUCUUUGGCUGCAUUUAAUGCCCAGGAGAUAGUUCUUCACUGAGCAGUUACAGCAUAGAGAAUACAAGGUUUAUAUUUCGGGUUUGUAAAACGUGGUAGAUGUGCACCUUCUCCCAACAAAAGAAAUAUUUUAAUAGGACCCACCUUUGCAAAUCAUAUGCCAAGUGGGGCCUAAAAUGUAAAUUACUUUCUGACUGUAAUAUCCCUUAAAAAUUCCUGUAUAAUACCAACUCUCAUUAUACACGAGCGUUGGUAGCUCAGUACAUAGACAGCAACGUGCGCGAAAGGUGAGGACUUCCGUGCAUUUCAGAGCUAAGUCACAGGUUGUGUUUCAGUAACCGUAGGUGUAUAUUCUUCGGAUUUCCAAGGUAAAAGGGGACUCGGUAGGACUGCACUGUCCCCCGGGUCCCCCGUCCGCCUGGCGAGGGGCCGCGGGCGCGCAGCGGGAGCGCGCACCGCCCGCCGUGCCCAGCGCCGGCCGGCAGCCCGCGGAACCGAAAGCAGGUAGAGGCACUUCCUGCAGGCAGAAUUGAAGAGGGAGAAAGGGAGUUUUCCUCUGAUCUCCCUCAAAAACCAAUCAGGCCAGAUCAGCCAGGCGUUGAUUCUCCCUCCGUCCCUCCUACACCUUUUCCGAAGGCCCAAUGGCCUCUUCCCUCUGGGAGAUUGACUAGAGUCACAUGAGCCGCACCAAGGGCAGGUAACUUGGGAAGGGGGAAGCUGGGCUCCUGCCAUGAUGUCAGAGGGAGAGGAACCCAGGGCUCGCUAAUAUCACCUCCCCAUCAGCCCGGGAGAAGGAGGUCACCGGGAACAGUUGUUUCCCCCUGUGGUCAUGACGGCUUCGCACAGUGACUCUUUGGUGGUGUUGUUUGGGGCAACAGCUGGUGCAUAUGGGGCUAAACUGGGUUCGGAUGAGAGGGAACUAAUUCUCUUGGUGUGGCAAGUUGUGGAUCUACCCAGCAAGAAGGUAGGGGCGCUACACAAAUCCCUGGUGAAAGCAGACAAUUUGGACUUAAGUGACCAGUGUCGUGAAGUGACUGGCUUAACAGCAGAGGGGCUGGGCAAAGCGGAGCCGCUGGACCAGGUUCUUCAGCAGUUUAGUCAGCUUGUAUCCAGCGAUUUGAAAGGACUUGGAAGGAGCUCUUACACGCUCUGCAGCGAUGGGCAGUCACUCAUUCGACAGGUCCUCCACCCAGAAGCAUCCAAGAAGAACCUUCUGCUGUCAGACUGCUUCUACUCUUUUUACGAUCUGCGCAAAGAAUUUCACACCUGCUACCCUAAUUCAGCCGCCGUGAAGGACCAGACUAUCAAGACCAUGGCAGAAUAUCUAGGCUUAGGGACAGAUGAAACAGAAGAGGACUUUGGCGUGUGGCAAGUGAAAACCAUGGUGGCUAUCAUUUUCAGCAUGCUCUCUGAAAGUUGUAAUCACAUAUUUACUGAGCCUGAAACUGUGAAAUACAAGUAUGAAACAGGUCCUUGCAGUAAAUCUGAAACAGUGGACAGUGAGACGGUAAUACGCGCCAGAGGUUUGCCAUGGCAGUCUUCAGACCAGGAUAUUGCUCGAUUUUUCAAAGGGCUCAACAUUGCCAAAGGUGGUGUGGCUCUUUGUCUGAACGCUCAAGGAAGAAGGAACGGGGAGGCGUUAGUGCGGUUUGUGAACUCCGAACAGAGAGAUCUCGCGCUGGAAAGACAUAAGCAUCACAUGGGUAGCAGAUACAUUGAGGUUUACAAAGCAACUGGGGAAGAAUUCUUAAAAAUCGCAGGAGGCACCUCGAAUGAAGUGGCCCAGUUCUUGUCUAAGGAGAAUCAAGUUAUCAUCCGGAUGAGAGGCCUUCCCUUCACCGCGACUCAGGAGGACGUCCUGGGGUUCCUGGGGCCGGAGUGCCCGGUCACGGGAGGGAAGGAGGGACUUCUCUUCGUCAAGUACCCAGAUGGCAGGCCCACGGGAGAUGCAUUUGUGUUAUUUUCCUGUGAAGAAUAUGCCCAGAAUGCACUUAAAAAGCACAAAGAAAUCCUUGGAAAACGUUACAUUGAACUCUUCAGGAGCACAGCAGCGGAAGUCCAGCAGGUACUUAAUCGCUAUAUGUCAACACCUCUUAUUCCCACUCUCCCAACUCCCAUCAUUCCUGUCAUACCCCCGCCCUACACCAUUGCCACGGGCAGCAUACGCGACUGCGUCCGGCUCAGAGGCCUUCCUUACACUGCUGGCAUCGAUGACAUCCUGGAAUUCAUGGGAGACGCCACAGGUGAUAUCAAGCCCCAUGGAGUUCACAUGGUCCUUAAUCAACAGGGACGACCAUCGGGUGAUGCUUUUAUCCAAAUGAAAUCUGCUGAUAAAGCCUUUAUGGUGGCUCAAAAAUGUCACAAAAAAAUGAUGAAGGACCGUUACGUGGAAGUAUUCCAGUGUUCAGGAGAGGAGAUGAACUUUGUUUUAAUGGGUGGCACUUUAAAUCGUAGUGGCUUAUCCCCACCGCCAUGUCUUUCUCCACCAACUUACGCUGCUUUCCAAACAGCAGCUGUGAUCCCAGCAGAAGCAGCAGCGCUUUACCAGCCACAAGCCCUGUUGCCAGCCACCAGGUCUCCCCAGGCCUCUGCGGCUGCUCCUCCAACUGUCACCUACUACCCUGCUCAGACUGCUCAGCUUUACAUGAAUUACACAGCUUACUACCCCAGCCCUCCAGUAUCCCCUACCACGGUGGGGUAUAUUGCAGCUCCUCCGGGAGCUGUAGCCGCUGCUGCCACUGCCGCCCACAGUCCAAUUCUGCCCCAGCCUGGAGCGUUAGUCCGUAUGCAGGGCUUGCCAUAUAACACAGGAAUGAAGGAGAUACUCAGUUUCUUCCAGGGAUACCAGCUCCACGCAGAUUCCAUCCUCGUGCUUUACAACUUCAGUGGCCAGCCCAGCGGAGAGGCCUUGGUGACUUUUCCAAGCCUGGAUCUAGCUAAGAAAGCAGUGGCUGAGAAAAACGGCCAGCUCCUGGGAGGCCGCUACGUACAACUGUACCUGGUCUAGCUAAACACUCUUUGGGGGACGGGGAAAGAACGUCGCACUAAGCACCGUGCCUCUGCAAAAUAAGAAGUCUUCCCUUGCCACCCAGGCAGCAACAAAUGUGCCUUUGCAGCAUAAUAUGUUGGAAUGUAGAGUGGUCCUGUAUUUACUUUGAAAUAUGGCAUGUCCUAUGCUGAAGAGAAAGGGAACCCAAAAGUUAUGCAGUUAAUUUACAUAAUUUCUAAUAGUUUGAAAACAAGCAACCCCCCUCCUAGCAUUGAGUUAAUUCUGGAGACAAUCUAAUAGCACUUCAGCUAUCACAGCUGGGGGAGAAACCUGUUCAGUAGCAGUUGAAGUGGAAAGCGAAGCUUGAGUCAUUCAGAUUGUUUUGUCCUUAGUUUUUAAGAGUUUACACUUGACAAGUGUCUGUUUUUUGUAGAGUUUAAAUGUCUUUAGAAAGGUCUUUUGGAAUGCAUAGCUUUCCCUGUUCAAAGCGUAGAUCGUAUUGAUUUUUGUUUGUUUUGUUCCUGCCUGGAAAAUAGCAGGCUGCUGGACCCCCAGAGCAAUUGAGCUUGCUCAUGUUUUCAUUAUACAUUGUUUUGCAAAAGCCAUAUUUGUCUUUUUUGUUUCCAGUGUACUGCUGCCAAUGUGUAAAGCAAAAAACCAGAAACAACAGCAAAACCAGAGAAAUCCUCCUGACCCCAGCCCCAAGCUUUUAAUCUCUACAGGACAAAAGUGGCACAUAAACCUGAGUACUAAUAAGUUAUAUUUUUUUAUUUAAGCAUAAUAGCUUUCAGAUACUGUAUUAAAGAUUUUGCUCUAGUUUAUGUGCAUGCAAUUUGUUUACAUCUUUGAACUACUUUAUUUGUAUAUUAUGAAACAAGAUAUGUUGAAAUCUAAAUCCUCUAGUGCAUGCUUUUUCUUUUUCCCUGUGUGUAUAUACAUAAGCUAGAAGUACUUUACGUCAUGUAGCAUGUGUUUUAAAAAGACAUCUGCUGUAGAAGCACUAAAUGACUUUGUUUUUACUGUGCCUUACUUCAAAACCAUUCCAAGUGCAAUACCAGCAGAGCAAAAUGUAAUGAAUCCUGUUGUGACAUGUUCACGGAUGUCUGAAUUGAUUUUUUUAUUAGUGUACCAUUUGAGUUGUACCUAAAAGAACUGAAUGAUGUAUGCUUCUUUAUAUACAACAAAUAAAAGAGAAUCUUACGAUGUGUAUUGGCUUUUGAAAGUAA
This is a messenger RNA of Columba livia (rock pigeon), 5723 nucleotides long. RefSeq names its product epithelial splicing regulatory protein 2 (gene ESRP2). Lineage: Eukaryota; Metazoa; Chordata; Aves; Columbiformes; Columbidae. The record is from RefSeq and is a predicted model, not a curated record. The transcript is spliced from 16 exons. The coding region runs from base 2338 to 4515 and encodes 725 amino acids. Gene Ontology annotation, molecular function: mRNA binding.